AUGAGUUCAUUUCUAAUGGGAUAUCAUCCUCAUUCUUCGCAUCAUGUUCAAAGCUCUAUGAGUAUGAAUAGUGGAUUAGAUCCGAAAUUUCCGCCAGUAGCCGAUGAUUAUCAUCAAUAUAAUAACCAUUACUCGAUGACUGCUAGCACAGGGCAUAUGAUGUCUGGCAGUAGUAGUGCGAUAGAUGGAAUGCCGUCGCAUGCUCAUCCUACGCAUACAGCGGAUAUGGUUAACGAUUAUAUGGCAGCAGCAGCUCAUCAUCAUAGCUCGGUCAGUCAUUCACACCAUCCGCAUACACAUCACCAUCAUCAUCAUCACCAUAGCAAUAGUGGUCUUUCUGGUCAUCCUCAGAAUACGAACUAUACCAACUAUGUCGCUUCAAAUCCUAGCCAUCAUCAAGGCCUUGGAUAUUAGAGUCAUCAUGCGGCCGCCGCAGCAGCAGCGGCAGCUGUGCAUCAUGCUCCCGAAUAUAUACCAGCCGGAGCUGUUCAUUCUGAUCCGGCGGUUACGCUUGGUUCAAGUACGGCCUAUGCCGCACCAUUAACUUCGCCUUCUGGUAAUGGUACACCGACUGCCUCUAAUGUAUAUUACAGUGGUUAUUAUGGAUCGGGUGGCAGCGUUGGUAGUACCCAUUCGCAGGCCCAUUCCCCACAUUCUCACAUGAUGGAUAUUCCACUUCAUUGUUCCUCAACUGAACCGCCCUCUAACACGGCAUUGGGAUUACAAGAAUUAGGUCUAAAAUUGGAAAAACGUAUUGAAGAAGCUGUACCUGCCGGACAACAAUUACAAGAAUUAGGUAUGCGACUGCGAUGUGAAGAUACGGGAUCAGAGAAUGAUGAUAUGUUAGAUGAGGAUCGUUUGAUGUUAGACCAUUCACCGGAUGAAUUAGCAUCAAACGGCUUAGAUGACGAUUUAGGAGAUUCAGACACAGAAGAUGAUAUGAUGGGAGAAACAACAGAUGGCGAAAGAAUUAUUUAUCCAUGGAUGAAGAAAAUCCAUGUCGCAGGUGUCGCAAAUGGUUCCUAUCAACCCGGCAUGGAGCCGAAACGUCAGCGUACCGCCUACACACGUCACCAAAUACUUGAAUUGGAAAAAGAAUUCCAUUAUAAUCGUUACUUAACUCGUAGAAGACGCAUUGAAAUUGCCCACACACUAGUGCUCUCGGAGAGACAAAUUAAAAUCUGGUUUCAGAAUCGACGUAUGAAAUGGAAAAAAGAUAAUAAAUUACCGAAUACAAAGAAUGUGCGCAAAAAGACCGACGCCAAUGGCAAUCCGGUGACAACUCUGCCUAAGAAACCAAAGAGAGUGAGUGCCAAAAAACAGGCGCAGCAACAACAGCAGCAGCAGCAACAACAAACUCAAUUACAACAACAACCGCCUAUCAUAAACGAGUGUUUACGUUCGGAUAGUUUAGAGAGUAUGGCUGACGUGAGCACAUUGAAUAACCCGCCUUAUAUACCAGCCGCUAGUGAUGCAGCAAAUUUGCUGGCAUCACAAAAUCCAUGUAAUAAUUACAAUGGAUCUCAAACCCCAAUACAAUCGAAUGCCAAUGUGAACAAUAGUAAUAAUACUACCAGUGGCAAUAACGUAAAUAAUAACAACAAUAAUAACAACAAUACCCUGCAUCUGAAUAAUACAGCAACGUCUAACAAUCAAAUGCCAACAAAUCUACAUUCGCACCCACAUCAAGGCCAUGUACAACAGCAACAGCAACAGCAACAGCAACAACAACAAACACAUCAAAGUUCAGAUUUAAUGGCGAAUCUGCAGCAUAUAAAACAAGAUUAUGACUUAACCACACUGUAAAAUUUGCGAAUAAGAAACUAUUUCAGAUAAUCUCUCGCACAGCAUUGAGAAAAACUUUAAGUACCUCUACCGUCUAUGUUUUCUUAAAUGUGUGUAAAUUUUUAAGUUGUUAUUUAUAUAAAUAUGUAUGCAUAGCUAUUAUGUAUAAGGAAUAUUUAUUUAGUUUUGUUGCUUUGUUUGACUGUGAACGGUCCGUUUCAUUGCCCCGUGAUGUUCAAGGUGAUAAAAAGAAAUCCAAAUUCGAUUUUCAAUCGUUAACGACCUUUCGAGGCUUCUCAUAGUCAGUGUAUAUCAUAUAUAUAUAUAUAUAUAUAUAUUUUAUAAAUUUUCUUGAUAUGAAAAAUUUCAUUAACUGCGAACUUAUUAGUGGGGUCUGCAUGAAUAUGUCACUGAGCUUGGGAAAAGCAGCUUGCAGCUCAACUCUCUUUACCGACACUUCUCUCUACCUGUCUACGUACUCUCAUCAUUCAAUCAUAAAUAUAGGGGAAGGCUCGCCACGACAAAUAAGAUGAAUAAACGAACAAAUCUCUGGCUACGUGCACUCCUUGUGCUUGUCACCUCACAUAAGCAUACGCUAAGGGGACUCUUAUAGGUAUUCCGCGGACCUCCAAACUACUACGUUUUCGAGACAAUACGAAAUGUGAUGUUAAGCGGAAUUGUUGAACAACUUGCCUCGGACAACAAAUGCAGCAUUAUUUUUAUUUUAGAUAUGGUUUUACUUAAUUAAAUUGAAAUGUUUUUCUAGUUAUUUGAAUGUGUACAAGGAUAGUCUUUUAAUAAGUGUAUAAUUUGUGUCUCAUAUAUAAAGUUUUUUUUUUUGGUUUUUUUUUUUAUAAAUCUACACAAACCUUCCAGUUUUUCAAUAGAAGUACAAACCUCUUAAUACUUACGAGUGCGUGUUCACUAUUUUUUGAUUUAAGGAUAAUUUGUAUGAGAACCAUUUUUGCUUGAAUAUUAUGUUAAGAUAUAUUACUCAAUACCAAAUAAAUUGUAAAAAAAUUGUUUUAUUCA
Molecule: messenger RNA, 2817 nt
Organism: Glossina fuscipes
Lineage: Eukaryota; Metazoa; Arthropoda; Insecta; Diptera; Glossinidae
Gene: Dfd
Product: homeotic protein deformed
Exons: 5
Biological process (GO): regulation of transcription by RNA polymerase II; anterior/posterior pattern specification
Cellular component (GO): nucleus
Molecular function (GO): RNA polymerase II cis-regulatory region sequence-specific DNA binding; DNA-binding transcription factor activity, RNA polymerase II-specific
Source: RefSeq, a predicted model, not a curated record